Molecule: messenger RNA, 5417 nt
Organism: Dendronephthya gigantea
Lineage: Eukaryota; Metazoa; Cnidaria; Anthozoa; Malacalcyonacea; Nephtheidae
Product: 3'-5' RNA helicase YTHDC2-like
Exons: 46
Coding region: 1-4605 (1534 amino acids)
Cellular component (GO): intracellular anatomical structure
Molecular function (GO): RNA binding; ATP binding
Source: RefSeq, a predicted model, not a curated record
AUGGCGGACAGUUCGUCAAAUCGGACGUCUUCUGCAAAUGGCUCUAAUAAAAAAGACAUUUUCGUCAAGGAGGAACUGAAAAUUGCCGUUAAAUUAUCUCUGGACAAAUUUAGAUAUGACGAGGAUAGGAAAGAAAUGGAGUUCCCAUCUUCAUUCACUUCAACAGAGAGAGCAUACAUUCACAGAUUGUGUCAGGGCUAUGGACUCAUAACCAAAAGCAAAGGAUGUGGUAGUAAUCGUCAUUUGACUGUGCGCAAGUCAUAUGGUGAACAGACAACUUCAAUCAGUGGUAUUCACUUGUUGCAAUCAUCUUAUCAACAAAUUGAACAGCUUUUGCAAAGAUUUCCAAUCACCAAUAAGGAAAGGCAAGACCUCACUCCCAAGGUUGAGAAAUCAACAAUUCCUGGAAAUGAAGCAAGUAAAUCACCAAGAGAUAAUCACAAAUUCAAUGGAAGAAUAAACACAGGCCCACCUUUGAUCCCUCCUAGUCAUCAGACCAAUGACUUCACAGAAUUUCGUCAAAAUUUGCCGAUAGCAGAAUUAAAGGAUAAAAUUUUAAAUGGUAUUGACAGCAACCAGGUUCUUAUAAUAUCAGGGGAAACUGGCUCAGGAAAGACAACACAGGUGCCCCAAUACAUAAUAGAGAGCUGUUGUUCCACCUCCAAACCAUGUCGCAUUAUAUGCACACAGCCACGAAGGAUAUCAGCUAUCUCAGUUGCCGAACGUGUGGCAGCUGAGAGGGGUGAAAGAUGUGGCCAGACUGUUGGUUAUCAGAUUAGACUAGACAGCAGGACGUCUCCAAAGACUGUCCUUACCUACUGCACAAAUGGUAUUUUACUUCGAACCCUGAUAUCCGGAGAUGGAAACUUAUCAUCGGUUACACACGUUAUUGUGGACGAGAUUCAUGAACGAGAUCGUUUCAGCGACUUUUUGUUAAUAUCACUUCGUGAUCUGUUAUCAACUGAUCGAAAUAUCAAGAUUAUCCUAAUGAGUGCAGCAAUUGAUAUUAAAUUAUUCACCAGCUAUUUUAAUGGUUGUCCUGUCAUUAAUGUUCCUGGUCGUUGUUUUGAUGUAAACACGUUCUUUCUCGAAGAUGUUCUGAAGUUCACUGGAUACCAAAACAAAAGAAUGUCAAUAUUAAGACAAAACAGUAGUUCUGAAGAACGAAAGACUCCCGAGAAAGAAAAACGGGUCAGAAUUCAGGAACCCGAGGCAAAGAUCUUACUUGACGCCCAGGAGAAAGAAAAUAUUAGACAUAAUGAGGACGAUAACAAGAACCACGACUGUGAUGGUAGUGAUCAUGAUGUUGAAGAUGAUGUUAGUCUUGAAGAAUUGGAAAUAAAGGAUAACUUGGAAGAAGAGGAGGGUUGUAAUUUUCAAGAGCCAGAUAAUGAGGUACUUGAUGUUACACAAGAAAUGGACGCUGCGAUCUCUGAUGCAUUCUUGAAUGGAAGUGAGGACUCGUAUGCUCAGAUUCUACACUUAAUUAUGAACGAAGGAAUUGAUGUGGAUUACCGCCAUUCGGAGACCAAGGCGACCUCAUUGAUGGUUUGUGCUGGUCGUGGUUCACUUGAUAUGGUUGAACAACUGUUGAACUUAGGAGCUAAUCCCUGCACGACAGAACCUAACAAUUCUUGGAAUGCUUCUCUCUGGGCAAGGAAUUGGAAUCAUGAGGAAGUUGCUCAAUUCAUUCAGUCAUAUGUAUCUCAGCGGGCAAAUCAAGUUGACGAUGCUGUUCUUGAAGAACAAUCAGAACAACUAAACAAUGAGAGUAAAGAACUGUUGAGUCUUUACCAUAAGACAUUUAACGAUGACAAGAUUGAUUUAUCUUUGAUAUUUAACCUUCUCAAGUACAUAUGCGGCUCUGGUACAAGUGGCGCAGUUCUGGUGUUUUUGUCUGGAUAUGAUGAUAUUAUUACCCUCAGGGACCAACUAACUUCAUCCAAAGAAUUUGGGAACACAAAGUUGUUUCACAUAUGCUGUCUACACUCAUCAAUGCAGCCUUCGGAGCAAAGAAAAGCAUUUCGAAAAAUGUCAGAAGGCACAAGGAAAAUUAUAUUAGCAACGAACAUCGCUGAAACAAGUGUGACAAUUGAUGAUGUGGUUUAUGUGAUAGACAGUGCCAAGGUCAAGGAGAAAUCAUUCGACGCCCUCUCCUCAGUCUCGUCACUGGAAACGGUGUGGAUCUCAAAAGCAAGUGCUUUGCAACGUCGUGGAAGGGCUGGUCGCUGUUCCCCUGGUGUGUGUUAUCAUCUCUGUAGCCGCGUCAGAUAUAACAGCUUUCAAGAUUUUCAAAUUCCAGAACUACUACGUUUUCCAUUGCAGGAAUUAUGUCUUCACACUAAGCGUCUUGCUGGUCCCAGUAGCUCGAUUGCGGAAUUCCUUUCCCGCGCCCCUGAACCUCCGCCUUAUCUCGUGUUACGUAAUGCAGUGGAUACCUUGAAAAAAAUGGACGCAUUGGAUCAAUGGGAAGAGCUGACUGAUUUAGGUCGACUUCUAGCUGAAUUUCCUGUUGAGCCUCGUCUUGGAAAGAUGAUCUUAUUCUCGGUUGUUUUAAAAUGUGUGGAUCCUGUUGUUGUCGUGUCGUGUGCUAUGGCGUAUAAAGACCCAUUCAUCUUGCCAGUCGAUUCAGUCGACAAGCGAUCGUUAGCUGCAUUAAAGAAACGUCUAGCUGGGCAGUCCUACAGUGAUCAACUGGUCGUUCUCAAGAUAUUUAGAGGUUGGCAGAAAGCUCAUACUGAGGGUUGGGAUAAAAAUUACUGCAAGAAAAAUUUCUUGGCUCCAGGCACGAUGGAGAUGAUGGCUGGAAUGAGAUCUCUUAUACUUGGUCAACUCAAAUCAAUGGGUUUUAUAAGACAACGUGGAUCCAGUGAUAUGAGAGAUCUUAACACAAACUCCGGAAACUGGGCAAUAGUAAAGGCAGCCCUGUGUGCUGGACUGUAUCCUAAUCUUGUGUACGUCGACAAAAAAACAAAUAAACUUGCAACUACAAAAGAAAAGAAAAUUCGUUUACAUCAUUCAACAACAUUAAUGUCUAUGGCGGAAAGUAAGAUAUCUUUGACAAAAGCUCAUGCUGACGCUGUUGAAAAAUUGCCGUCCGAAUGGUUGUUUUAUGAGGAAAUGACAAGGGCAGCCUAUUUCGUCCACGUGAAAUCAUGUUCUGUUGUGUCCCCGCUAACUGUCGCAUUAUUUUCUGGUCCCUGUUUAUCUUCGGACAAGAUCGACAGUCGGCCCGAGGCCAGUCGCAGUAAUCGCGCGGUCACUUAUGAAGGCGUUCUUAGCGAGAGCAGUGACAGUGAGAGCGAAGGUCCUGGAAAUGAGGAAUCUAUGAAAAACACGGUGUUGAUGAAAAUACACGACUUCGUGCAGUUUUCUGAGAAACCUGAGCUCGUUCUACUGGUACAAUAUUUACGCCACAAACUUCAAGCUCUCAUUGUACGAAGACUCAGAUCGCCCUCGCGUCCCUUGUCACAAGUCGAUGAGACGGUACUGCGAACAAUUGUGAAUGUUUUAACAAUACAAGAAGAGGCUUUGGGAAUAAAUCAGCAGUUUCAGAAAACGCAGAGAACUUGGAAAUCAGGGAAUGUCGUUGGGAGGAUAGACAGUAAGGCAGAUGAAAUUGAUUUUGGCGGGAGAAAUGAAAGUCGAGGGAGGGGAAGAAAUAUCAGUAACAAUACAAGCAAAGAGAAACGACGGCGAGAACCAGCACGGAGUUUAAAUUUCGAAGCACCUUCUAAACCACAGGAUGAAUCGGGUCAGAAAAAGGAAUCACAGUACAGAUAUGACGUGCGGUAUUUUAUAAUGAAGUGUAACAAUCAAAGGAAUGUUGAUAUUGCAAUGUCAAAGGGUAUCUGGGCGACUACACAAGCCAAUGAAAAGAAACUCAAUAAGGCUUUCAAGGAAAGUAGAAAAGUCAUUUUGAUAUUUUCUGUUCAAGGCAGUGGCCAUUUUCAAGGCUACGCGCACAUGACGUCACUCAUAAGUCGCGAAAAAUGUCGUGAAUUUGGCUCCAAUCUUCUCACGGGCUCAUUUACAAUCACCUGGCUAAAGUGUGAUAAUAUUCCCUUCCAACAUGUUCAUCAUCUUCUGAACCCAUGGAACGACAACAAGAAAGUUCAAAUAAGUCGUGAUGGUCAGGAACUGGAGCCGAACGUUGGAGAAGCACUGUGUAAGGCGUGGUCCACAGUUGAAUCCAAUAAACCCCACAUGUCUCGAUAUACCCAACCUUCCAAACAACCAUCAGAACAGUCCCAGGUCCAACCCCCAUCCCAAUGGCAUAGCAUACCAACGUCAGGUGUACCCGUAACCCAAUAUCCACAUUCGGCUCAGGCUCCCAUACUCUUCGCAGCCCACCCAGCUUCAAUGCCUAUUCCCGUUCCAAUCCCCGCGCAUGGACACGGUCCAACUAUGAUGAUUCCACAGCAGGCAUAUCCUCAACCUCACAUGCAGGCGACUCUCACCUACUCUGCCCAGCCAAUCGCAAUGCAGCCCAGCGCAGGGUACCCUUCCAAUCCGCCAAUGGCUGUCGAGCCCCAACCUGCGCAUAUGGGAGUUAUGCAGGUUAUUGGGCCUGAAGAUUAUAUGCAGAGUAUGCAACCGAAUUAAAAAGCAGAAUAAAGAAAAAUUAUCAUAUAGGAAUGUUCAUAAUAAAAGCUGGGAAGAUGAACAUAAAUCUGUAGUAGCAAAUAUGCUAGCCAAAAGUUAGAUAAUUUAAAUGCAGUCUGCCGCAUUUACUACUGCUUACAAAGUAAACUUUCCCUAUAAUUACGUGACAACUUAUUGUCGGUUAUCCAGCUUUUGUUUUCAGGCGAGGUGCGGAGAAUCUUUGAAAGAUAAUUUGACCUUUCUCAGUUGACGUUUCUUAGUUUAUUCUUCAGAGCUUUAUCGUCGUUGUUUCUUGUUGUUAGUCCUUGUUCGAGCCUUGUUGUGUUUAAGUUUCUGCGUUUGUUGUUGUGUUUAAGCUUUGCAAUUGUCGAGUUCAAGAGGAUUUAGAGGACUUUGUACACGUGAUCAACCAUAGCGCGGGAUGGUCUAUGGACUUUGAGAUUGUGAUUGCAUCUGCAAAUGCAGAUAUAUUUUCCUUUUGACAUUUCAAUCAAAGAAAUGUCUUUUCUUUAAAGUUGUAUAGAGCUUUAAAAGUCCUUGAAUUUAGAGUGAAAUGACGCGUAAAUAACGAGUGAAACGUAAAUGACAGUAAAGAUGUAUUUGUAGUAGGUGGCGGAACAUGUAGUUGCCAUGUAUAGUUUUGGGGGUUAAAUUUUUCACAAUGUUCCGAGUAUGGUCUUCUAAUAUAACCUUCAGUCUCCUUGCCAACAGUAAGGUCUAUUUAUUUAUGUCGCUAAGGACUUGUUGGUCGCUUUGCAACAGUUGUCAAUGCUGUAUGUAUGUUGUAACGACGUUUUUGAAUAAAGACAAUA